This is a messenger RNA of Penicillium salamii, 1074 nucleotides long. Lineage: Eukaryota; Fungi; Ascomycota; Eurotiomycetes; Eurotiales; Aspergillaceae. The record is from the annotation of a GenBank genome assembly.
GAGAUAGAAGUCAGCCCCAAUGGCGGUCCUGGCUUCUGUUGCGGGAUGACGAAAAAAGGCGCUCCAUGCAAAAACUCGAUCAAACUUGAAGACACCAAGACAGGCCAUCAAAAGCUGAACACUGUCGCCAGAGAGCCGUUUGACCUGUCAAAUUUGCAAUCGAAGCUCUGUGCUAUUGCCAAAGUAUUCCUCUGUGCAAGGUGGCAUAGGCAACGACAGGCCGAUGGGGUUGGCCAGCAGUGGUAUGAAGCAGCUGUCCGCAACCAGGCGCGAGUGCCACAUGACUCUAGAGUUGCAUCUCCAUCCAUUGUGCAUCCGAGCCAGCGUCAGACAUCGCCAGCCUCCAGGCGACGCCCUGCAUCAGACAACACUGACCGUUCACCAACUCACGGGCUCAGACAAGACCCGCCGGUGCCCCUCUCAACCAGCUCCGAGCCGGUGCAAUCAAUCAAUCCCUUUGUCACUGCCGAAAUGCUGCGGACCAACAGUGUUCCAUGGCACGUUUCGCCGGCUCGACCAGCUAUCCUGACGUCGGUCACUAAUAUCUGGGCGGGUGUCCAAGACUUGACGCUCCGGAGUCUCAGCUUGAGUGAAGAGCUCGAAAACAUCCACUGUGUGUUUUGUUUGGCCGAAGAUGAGGAACAAGCCCACGAGUGCGUGAUCCUGCGCUGCGACCAGUGCCGAGCGCUUUCCCAUCUGUCCUGCGCGGAAGAGUGGUUGAAAAACCGACGUACAGGAUUUGGCGUGUCAUGCUGCGCGUGCCGAAACGAAGGAACUCUAGACGCAUUGAUUCGUCCACUCCGAGUCCCCUUGGCAGAUACCGAAACAAACUCUGUCCACUCGGCAAGCGAAUCAUCAACCGAUAGAGAGCCUGUCAUCGUCAGGAGUCCAGCACGAAACGACCCGAGUCAGAGUCAACCGCGUCGGGGGUCAGUGGAAUCCCUAGGGGUAUCAAUCGAGCAGAGUGGGCCCCGUCGCUCAGCCAGACUAGCAGGGGCUCACCUACCGCGAGAUUCUUCUACCUCUGCAUCGCUUCGCCGGUCGGCACGACUGAAUUCCAAUCAGCGUAGGUGA